AUGAGCGACCUGGACAAAGCCAUCGCACAGCUUCGGGCAUGCCGGCCAAUACCUGAGAAUCAAGUGCGGGAGCUAUGCUACAAGGCACGAGAGCUUCUGAUAGAGGAGGGUAACGUGGUGUCCGUUGAUGCGCCAGUCACGAUUUGCGGUGAUAUCCACGGCCAGUUCCACGAUCUCAUGGAGCUCUUCAGAGUAGGCGGAGACGUGCCGGACACCAACUACCUUUUCAUGGGCGAUUUUGUCGAUCGUGGCUUCUACUCAUUGGAAUCCUUUUUACUUCUUCUAUGCUUAAAAGUACGAUACCCGGACCGGAUAACAUUGAUACGAGGUAACCACGAAUCACGGCAGAUCACGACUGUAUAUGGGUUUUAUGACGAAUGCUUAAGGAAGUACGGGAGCGCAAACGUGUGGCGAUAUUGCUGUGAGGUGUUCGACUACCUAGCACUUGGUGCACUGGUCAUGGGAGCUGCCACCGAUCUGCAGCCGACAGAUGCUACUUUCCAGGACCCGAACUCUCAAGCCACUGCAUUGUCCGAGCCAGAUGAGAUCGAGAUCGAGAUACUCAACUCGGCGGGACAAAUCAUCAAUCGCUUUCCUCGGAACAAUUACAUAGGAUCGCAGGAUCUAUCACAAAUCUCCAACACACCCUCUUCGCCAUCACAAAGUCUAGAGCAGACACCCUCGCGGAACGGUGCACCAGGCACAGGCGCUUCAUCCGCCAGUCGAGGUAGCUCAAACAACACUGGUAGUGCCGUGCUUUGCGUCCACGGCGGCUUGAGUCCUCUCAUCGAUAGCAUUGAUAAAAUCCGACUGCUCGACCGCAAACAAGAAGUGCCGCACGAAGGCGCCAUGUGCGAUCUCCUCUGGUCCGAUCCGGAUGAAAUUGAUGGCUGGGGUCUGUCACCGCGAGGGGCGGGCUUUCUGUUCGGCGCAGACAUUGUGAAGUGCUUCAACCACAAAAAUGAUCUCUCCCUCAUCUGCCGAGCGCACCAGUUAGUGAUGGAAGGCUUCAAGGAGAUGUUCGACAACAGUAUCGUCACUGUGUGGUCCGCGCCUAAUUACUGCUAUCGAUGCGGUAAUGUAGCGGCUAUUCUGGAGCUAGGUGAAGAUGGUUCUGGUGCUGGCUAUGCGCCGAGAACGAAUGGUGAUGUCGGGCGGAGUCAAGGCGGGCCUUUGGCGGAGAGAAUCGAGCAAAGGCAAGGCCCCGGGCGGAGAUAUCGAGUAUUCGAAGCGGCGCCGCAGGACAGUCGUGGCAUGCCGGCGAAAAAGCCAGUGGCGGAAUACUUCUUGUAA
This is a messenger RNA of Recurvomyces mirabilis, 1293 nucleotides long. It is a transcript of the gene PPH3, whose product is annotated as phosphoprotein phosphatase PP4 catalytic subunit. Gene Ontology annotation, molecular function: protein serine/threonine phosphatase activity. The coding region runs from base 1 to 1293 and encodes 430 amino acids. The record is from RefSeq and is a predicted model, not a curated record. Gene Ontology annotation, cellular component: cytoplasm; nucleus. The transcript is spliced from 3 exons. Gene Ontology annotation, biological process: double-strand break repair via homologous recombination. NCBI's taxonomy places the organism in Eukaryota, Fungi, Ascomycota, Dothideomycetes, Mycosphaerellales, Teratosphaeriaceae.